Molecule: messenger RNA, 461 nt
Organism: Salvia splendens (bonfire salvia)
Lineage: Eukaryota; Viridiplantae; Streptophyta; Magnoliopsida; Lamiales; Lamiaceae
Product: chlorophyll a-b binding protein 40, chloroplastic-like
Exons: 1
Coding region: 59-445 (128 amino acids)
Biological process (GO): photosynthesis, light harvesting
Cellular component (GO): membrane
Source: RefSeq, a predicted model, not a curated record
ACUUCAUCACUCUUAAAGUUAAAAACAUACACACUUCUCCUCACACACAGUCACAGCAAUGGCCGCCUCCACAAUGGCUCUCUCCUCCCCAUCCUUCGCCGGUCAGGCGGUCAAGACCACCCCCCAGCUCUCCGCCAGCAACGGCGGCCGCGUCUCCAUGCGCAAACCCGCCUCCAAGUCUGUCUCCUCCGGCAGCCCCUGGUAUGGCCCCGACCGCGUCAAGUACCUCGGCCCCUUCUCCGGCGAGGCCCCCAGCUACCUCACCGGCGAGUUCCCCGGCGACUACGGCUGGGACACCGCAGGGCUCUCCGCCGACCCAGAGACCUUCGCCAAGAACAGAGAGCUGGAGGUGAUCCACUCGAGGUGGGCCAUGCUCGGCGCCCUCGGCUGCGUCUUCCCCGAGCUCCUCUCCCGCAACGGCGUCAAGUUCGGGGAAGCCGUGUGAUGGGGUACGUACUAAA